AGCUGGCCGGAAGGGGACGGAGGAAAGGGGGCGGGGCGGAGGGUCGGCGGAAGUUGCGAUGCAUUGUGGUUGCGCCGGCUGUUGUGGAGUGCUGUCUGAAUGAAAGUGGCGCCGGGAAGCGACUGGACGUUGGGCUAAGGGGGCAGUGCGUUGGCGGCAGCAGCUCUCAGAGCAGCAGCCUUCUCACUAGUGGCGGCGAGUAGCGUUUGGGACCUGCCGCUCUCCCCUCUCACGUGUGGGGUGGAGAGGCUGUUCAGGGCGAAGGGUCCGACGGGGGCUCAGCUCCGGGCCCGGGGGGUGCAGCGGCCCCGGCCGCCCUGCCGCCGUGUCCGGGGCCAUGGCGCACAACAAGAUCCCGCCGCGUUGGCUGCACUGCCCGCGCCGAGGCCAGCCCGUGGCAGGGAAAUUCUUACCUCUGAAGACUAUGUUAGGACCAAGAUAUGAUAGCCAAGUUGCUGAAGAGAAUCGCUUCCAUCCUAGUAUGCUCUCUAACUAUCUGAAGAGCCUAAAGGUUAAAAUGGGUCUUUUAGUAGAUUUGACAAAUACUACAAGAUUUUAUGACAGAAAUGACAUUGAAAAAGAAGGGAUCAAAUAUAUAAAGCUUCAGUGUAAAGGCCAUGGGGAAUGCCCUACAGCUGAGAACACAGAUACUUUCAUUCGUCUAUGUGAGCGUUUUAAUGAGAAGAAUCCUCCUGAACUUAUAGGUGUUCACUGUACUCAUGGUUUCAAUAGAACUGGUUUUCUCAUAUGUGCCUUCUUGGUUGAGAAGAUGGAUUGGAGUAUUGAAGCAGCAGUUGCUACUUUUGCUCAGGCCAGACCACCAGGAAUCUAUAAGGGUGAUUAUUUGAAAGAACUUUUUCGACGUUAUGGGGAUGUAGAAGAAGCACCUCCCCCACCUUUAUUGCCAGAGUGGUGUUUUGAGGAAGAAGAAGAGGAAGAUGAAGAAGAGGAUGGAAAAAAGGAAUCAGAACCUGGAUCAAGUACUUCCUUUGUUAAAAGGAGAAAAGAACGCUUAAAAUUGGGUGCCAUUUUCUUGGAAGGUGUGACAGUUAAAGGUGUAACCCAAGUAACAACUCAACCAAAGUUAGGAGAGAUACAGCAAAAGUGUCAUCAUUUCUGUGGCUGGGAAGGGUCUGGAUUCCCUGGAGCACAGCCUGUUUCCAUGGACAAGCAGAAUAUUAAAUUGCUAGAGCAGAAUCCAUAUAAAGUAAGCUGGAAAGCAGAUGGUACUAGGUAUAUGAUGUUGAUUGAUGGCACAAAUGAAGUUUUUAUGAUAGAUAGAGACAAUUCAGUCUUUCAUGUGUCAAAUUUGGAAUUCCCCUUCCGUAAAGAUCUUCGCAUUCAUUUGUCUAACACACUUUUGGAUGGGGAAAUGAUUGUUGACAAAGUAAAUGGACAGGUCGUUCCUCGGUACUUGAUAUAUGACAUAAUUAAAUUUAAUGCACAGCCAGUUGGAAAUUGUGAUUUCAACACUCGAUUGCAGUGUAUUGAAAAAGAAAUAAUAAAUCCUCGGCAUGAAAAAAUGAAGAAUGGACUCAUUGACAAAACACAAGAACCAUUCAGUGUUAGGCAUAAGCCAUUUUUUGACAUCUCUACUUCAAGAAAGCUUCUUGAAGGAAGUUUUGCUAGAGAAGUCAGUCAUGAAGUAGAUGGACUUAUCUUUCAGCCUAUAGGGAAAUACAAACCUGGUCGGUGUGAUGAUAUUUUGAAAUGGAAACCUCCCAGUCUGAAUUCUGUCGAUUUUCGCCUAAAAAUAACAAGAAUGGGAGGAGAAGGGCUGCUUCCCCAGAAUGUUGGCCUUCUUUAUGUUGGAGGUUAUGAAAGACCAUUUGCACAAAUUAAGGUGACAAAAGAACUAAAACAAUAUGACAACAAAAUUAUAGAAUGCAAAUUUGAGAACAACAGCUGGGUCUUCAUGAGACAAAGAACAGACAAAAGCUUUCCAAAUGCUUAUAACACUGCCAUGGCUGUAUGUAACAGCAUCUCAAACCCAGUCACCAAGGAAAUCCUCUUUGAGUUCAUUGACAGAUGUAUGACAGCCUCUCAAGGACAAGUGCGCAAGCAUCAUCUGGACCCAGACACAGAACUCAUGCCUCCUCCACCUCCUAAAAAGCCACGUCCUGGGAUCUAAUUUCAGAAUUUAGAAAGAAUAAGUGGGGAAAAAAAACCAAAAGACCUGAUAUUGCUUUACAGUUUUGUAGCCAGAGAAACUUAAAAAAAAAUCGUGAACUAUACAUUUUAGAGGAAAGAGGAAGAAAUAACAACAAAAAUCAGUAUUGUAGCUAUCCUGUAAAUAUUUGAUGCAUUUUCUCCAGUGCUACAGUACAUCAUGGACUUGAACGUUUUCUUUUUACUUGAUAAACACAAGCUUACCUUGUAAAAUCUGAAGUUUGAAAUAUCCAAAGGUUUAGAAAAGAUUAGAAUCAGUGGAAUGAGGCCUUGUUUAUAUAUGGAUAUCUUUCACCUUUAAUUUAUAAUGUUACUAAUCUGGAACUGUGAGUACAGGAAACACUGAAUUUUUAGGGACUAUCUUUCGAAAGUAGUUAAGUUACAAAUUUUUUCCUUUUUCUAAGUGGUAGAGUUAGAUUUGUUUAUCAUAGAUUUCCUACAUUUCAGAGAUUGAUGUGUUUAAAAAAUAGUAGAAUUGUUCAAGUAUAAUACUAGUAAAAUGAGUUUUUCUCAUUUUAAUGCUAUCUUUUUGUGGGAAGAAAAUAUUAAAAACAAAAAUGGAAACUUUAUUGUUGUAAUUACCAUCCUUUCUAAAGGAAAUCUAUUAGGUAUUUUUAUCUGCUUCUGUUAUUUGAACUCUCAUAUCUUAUGUAUAGAAUGCCAAUUUUAGUUUUGCUUUUCUAAGUUUCCUCAUAGAAAAGGUGCACACAUUAAAUCACUGUAUGUAGCUCUCUCAUAAGAGACUAUUUCUAAUGAAAGGACUACUUCAGUUUAAUCUUCCACAGUGAUGACAAUGCAUUGUACAUGACAUUAAAACACAACUCACUGUGAUAUGCAAGAGUGAUAACCAAUACAAAUUAUCUCGUGUUAAUUCCCCUGAACAAAAUAGCAAAGGAAUGCCAGGUGACUUCUCUGAUUAGGCACUGUCAGUGGAAUAGAAUACUGUCAUGGAAAAACUGUUUCCCAUUGCCAUAAAAAUACAGAGGCAAACAGUAGAUACUUAUUGAAACUAAACAUCAAGAAAACCAGAAUAUUUAUUUUCAUAACCAGUGUUGGCUGUUCUAUACCAGUGACAUUAUUUUUGUGAUACCAAAUGAUCCUGGUAACAAGAAAAUUGAUGGAUGUUUGUACUUGGGACAGGUCAUUGAACCUUCUUCCACAUUCUGAUUGAAGAGCUUUGUUUUGAUUUGUAUGUAGAGUAACACAAUUAAUAACCAGUAUAUUUUAAGGAGUGUAGAUUUUAAAGGUUCUCCGUACAUGUAUUAAGAUCUUCACAGACCAUAUUUUAUAUGUGCAUUACUGUUCAAGGGAUAAUAUAUGUUUCUCAAUAUAUACCUACAUAUGAAGAAUCUAAAUGCAUUAUUUGGUCUGAUUACCUGACAGGAUUUUAUCUGCCAGGAUUCAGUUAUUACUAAAAAUACAUUUCUAGUCAUCUGGAUUUUAAUGUUUAUAAACAAAAUUUUCUCUUAUAUUGAUUUUUCUAUACAAAACACCAGGGUCAUGUUUCAUGAAGAUGUUUUUGUUCUACCAUGUUGUAUGAUAUAUACUGUGGGUUCAUCCCAAUUGCUAUUUUCAUGUUUCUUUCCUAGGGAGUUUGUGUAUAUUAGGACACUGAAAAGGUUAAAUUAGCUGCUUAUUGAAGUGACAGAUGUGAAGAGGGAAAUGCUCAUGUUUCCAUAGCAUCUUUUAUACAAAGUAAAAUGUGGGGAAUUUCCUAUGCAAGGUUACAAAAUUGGUUUAAACCAUGCUAAUAAGCCUUAUACAGAUUUGAUGCAAAAAUCCUAUGCAACUCUGAAAGGUACUCCAUACAUUAUUGAGAGCAGUGACUUCCUUUUGUCUAGCUUAUAGGUUUCUUAUCAGACUACAUAAAAAUAUAGCCCUUGUAUGAAGAAAAUUUAUAAUUUACUUUUGUCAAUUAUCUUUAAUGUAGUUAAAAUGUCUAUGAUAAUUGUAACUUUUAAAGGAGUUAUGUGAAAAGAACGUCUCCCCUUUAAUACAUCCAGAUAUUUUCUCUCUUUGUCUAUAUGCAUUUCAGUCAAACUUUUCUUAAUUUAUCCUGCCUUUUUUUUUUUUUAAACUGCAGUGCAGUAUAAUAGUCUGUCUUCCAGUUCUAUCCUGUUUAGUUCCUGAGUGCAUUCACUACUGCCCUCUACAUCUUUAAAAGCAUUCUAAAAGUAAACUAGAAAAUUAAAUUUCCAAUGAAAAACCUAAAGCCAGACUUUAGGACAGCCGAAAGGAAGAGCUGACUACUCUUUCCAUCUCAUGCCACUUUAUACCACAAACAUUCUGAGACUAAUCUUGUGGACAAGAUUAAGAUACUCUUCAGCUCCUAAAAACAGAAUGUGAAGCCCUCUGAUUUGUGGCUUAAAAAAAGGUGUGUAAUAACUGUCAAUUUUUACAUAUAUCAUUUAUUUUCAAUUAAGUGCUCAGAAAAUGUUAGGAAAAUUUCUCCUAAAAUUGUGUUUCAAAGAGUAUUUUAAUAAAGCAAGUGGUUUAAAAUAA
Molecule: messenger RNA, 4671 nt
Organism: Antechinus flavipes (yellow-footed antechinus)
Lineage: Eukaryota; Metazoa; Chordata; Mammalia; Dasyuromorphia; Dasyuridae
Gene: RNGTT
Product: RNA guanylyltransferase and 5'-phosphatase
Exons: 16
Coding region: 338-2131 (597 amino acids)
Biological process (GO): protein dephosphorylation; 7-methylguanosine mRNA capping
Molecular function (GO): mRNA guanylyltransferase activity; ATP binding; mRNA 5'-triphosphate monophosphatase activity
Source: RefSeq, a predicted model, not a curated record